CCCCAAGCUGGACGACUGCGAAUUUGGUGUAGACGCGCAAGUAGGACCUGGUAACUCACGAUUCAGCGUUGGAAAACUUCGAAACAAUACUUUGAAGAGAUAGGACUGAAAUGGCAGGAUUCUUCGAUCUUAAGGCGCGCAAGAAGGAGGCGGAGGCUUUGGGUGACAAGAAGGGCGCUCCGAAUGGGAAGGACAAUACACGGCUGCAACCAUGGCUCAACGCCUCCGACGAGCGCGGCAUCAGCAUCGUGCGCAAGAAAGUCAAAGACUUCGCACGCAUGCAGCUCUCCCGCCCUCCCGGUGGCGACUACCAAAAGCAGUAUCCCUGCCCGCCCUACAAGAUCAUCAUCCUCGACGAGGCAGACAGCAUGACGCAAGAUGCGCAGAGCGCGCUGCGCCGCACGAUGGAGACGUAUAGUAAGAUCACGCGUUUCUGUUUGGUGUGUAAUUAUGUCACGAGGAUUAUUGAUCCGUUGGCCAGUCGAUGCAGUAAGUUCCGCUUUAAGCGCAUGGGAGAGGGACAGGCGGGGACGAGGCUGCGGGAGAUUGCGGAGAAGGAGAGGGUGCCGAUGGAGGAGGGGGUGGUGGAGGCGCUGAUUAAGCACUCUGAGGGGGAUUUGAGGAAGGCGAUUACGUUUUUGCAGAGUGCGGCGAGGUUGGUGGGGGCGGCGGGGGCGGGGCUGGGUGGGGAGGAGGAGGUGGAGGAGGAUGCAAUGGAUGUUGAUGGGGUGCAGAAGGUGGUUACUGUGAAGUCGAUUGAGGAUAUUGCGGGGGUUAUUCCGGAUCGGACUAUUGAUAGUUUGGUGAAGGCUAUGCAGCCGUCGUCGAGUGGAUUGACGUACGAGAAUAUCUCGAAGGUUGUUACAGACAUGGUGGCCGAUGGCUGGAGUGCCUCGCAAGUUGUUACACAGCUCUACCAGACUAUCAUUUACAACGAAUCUAUCGCCGAUAUCCACAAGAACAAAAUAGUCAUGAUCUUCUCGGAGAUCGACAAGCGCCUCGCGGAUGGCGCAGAUGAGCAUCUAUCCAUCCUCGACAUGGCAUUGCGGAUAGCCGGUGUACUGACAAGCAAGGUCUAAGCUAUCACUCACGAUUGGACAAAGCUGGUAAUAGAUGAUUGAGGCCUGGAUAAGGGGUGGAUUGCAUAGCUCUGGAGUUGUGGGGGUAAAAACAGACAGGCGUACGGAAAUGAUCAACACUUAUGAAAAAUGGAUGAGCUUUGAGAACAUAUGAAAUUCAGUCUGUGGGUAUAAAUAACAUCCCUUAUUAUCAAAAUAUAACCAAAAAACUCCAUAUCCUAGGGUUGUAGUUGCACAGAUUACGGGAAAUAGAACAAAAUGUUGC
This is a messenger RNA of Pseudogymnoascus verrucosus, 1344 nucleotides long. RefSeq lists its product as uncharacterized. The coding region runs from base 111 to 1079 and encodes 322 amino acids. NCBI's taxonomy places the organism in Eukaryota, Fungi, Ascomycota, Leotiomycetes, Thelebolales, Thelebolaceae. The transcript has 3 exons. Gene Ontology annotation, molecular function: DNA binding; DNA clamp loader activity. The record is from RefSeq and is a predicted model, not a curated record. Gene Ontology annotation, biological process: DNA-templated DNA replication; DNA repair. Gene Ontology annotation, cellular component: nucleus; DNA replication factor C complex.